Messenger RNA from Spodoptera littoralis (African cotton leafworm), 741 nucleotides. Lineage: Eukaryota; Metazoa; Arthropoda; Insecta; Lepidoptera; Noctuidae. The record is from the annotation of a GenBank genome assembly.
AUGGGACUCUCGACGAACUGCUGGAAAUAUCUGGUUCUAAUCUUCAAUGUGUUAUUCGCAAUGUCAGCUGUUGUGCUGUUUGGUGCGAGCGGUUUUCUUAUUUACAAGUUGUUCAUAUACCGGCACUUUAUUGGAGUCAAUGUGGAAUAUCCAGCUAUACUCCUGCUGAUGAUGGCCAUCAUCACAUGCUCCAUUGCUUGGAUUGGCUGGAGAACUACUAAGUCGAUGCAUCAGAUACAUGUUAUUAUUACGGGGAUCCUGAUAGUGUUGGUGGUCGUGAUCGAGUUCUCCUGCUUCGUAUGGGCCAUGGUCGUGUGGGACAACGUGGAGAUAGACAUUAAGUCCACUCUAUCGCACUACUUUGAACACACACUGACGAAGACUGAUAAUACAGACGUAGAUGUUAUACGAUGGGAUAGGAUACAAGUUAAGUUCGAGUGCUGUGGCGUCUCAGGUCCCAGUGACUACACAUCAAAAGGCCACGUUCCCUUCUCCUGCUGCGGGCAGGGUCCCCUGGACUCCCUCCACAAACCCUACGCGGCAGACUGCUCAAUGGUAUACCAAAGAGGCUGCGGAAAACCGCUGCAUAGUUAUGCUAGGCAGCAGGUGCUGAUGGUGGCAAUGACGGCAUUAGCAGCCGCUAUAUUACAAGUAAGUGUUUUUGGAUUUAAAUAUUAUAAAGUUGAUUACUGCAGAGAAAUCUCUGCAGAGAAAUCUCUGCAAUGUAUUGAGUGGCGAUGA